Messenger RNA from Oppiella nova, 1606 nucleotides. NCBI's taxonomy places the organism in Eukaryota, Metazoa, Arthropoda, Arachnida, Sarcoptiformes, Oppiidae. The record is from the annotation of a GenBank genome assembly.
AUGACAAACACCAAAAUCAAUGCAUCCAAUGCUAGCACUUCUAAAAGAGAUGUUCGCUCCGCACAAGCAGUUGAUGACAGAAACCAAAUCCAGAAAUUAACACAAUUAUGCGAAUCCAAGACUAAACAAUUGAAAAGCAUUGGUUUAGACAACAACUAUAUGAGACUCGCAUUUGACUCGCUUUCAGUGGUUAUUCAACACCUCAUAGAACAGUACGAACCCUUCGAAACCCCCAAAAUUAAAAAAGCCCUCAAUACUGCCCACACCCGAUGCGAACAGCUCAGGGAGAAUCUCGACACAAAGGAUGUAGAGCUGAAUGAUAUGAAACUUAUAUUUGAGGAGCAAAUCAAUCAAUUGAUGAAAGAAAGAGAGAAAAACUUUUGCGAUUUGAAUGAAGCGAAAGUGACUCACGAGUUUCACAUAAAGAGACUCAAAGAAAUGCAUUGUUUGGACACUAAGAAACUGGAAGACAAAUAUAACAAUGAAUUGAUGAAAAGUCAACAAAAUUGCGAUCAAUUGAUGGCACAAAUGGAAGAGAAGACAUCGGAAUUGACUCAAACUCGACAAACAAAGGAAGCGCUGGAAAGUCGACUCAAACAGAUGGAGCAAAACAUUAUGAACGAUAAGGACAAGAAGUUUAAGUAUUUGACUGAAAAGAGCAAACAAUUAGAUCUGGAGGUGGAGUCACUGAAAGUAGUUAUGGAGAUGAAGAACGAGAAGAUCCAUACAUUGGAGAGAAAGAUGAUUGAAACGCAAGAAAAGAUGAAUGAAUUGCCGUUCGCUAAGGAGAACGUCCGAAGUCUUCAACAACAGGUCGAGACUCUGCAGAUCACACUCGACCGCAAAAUACAUCAAUACAAUCAACUGACUCGUGAGCACCAGGAUCUCCAGUGUCUCUACGAGAAGGAGAUGCGGGAAAAGCGCAGACUAUCCAUGAAGAAUGAAGAGCUGGCUUUCCAUUUAAGUGAGAGUUUCAGCGAAACGUCCACUGCUCUCAACAACUGUUCCCAAUUGGAUGUGAAUCACUUGCGAUUCAAGUCUCCGGCCAUUAAUAUCGAUGAAACACCGAUCAAACCGAACCGUUCUAUCAGUAUAAACAACAGUUACUCCAAUAGGAAGAGUCACUCCAGAGUGAACCGUUCAAAAUCAAUGGCAACCACAACCACAACCACCACUUCAUUGGUUGAUGGGAGAGGCACUCCAAUGGCUAAUUCGCUCACUUCUACUGUCACUGACAAUGAGAACCAUUUUUUAUCGAAUAGUACUAUAGAUGAAGUGUAUAACAAGAGAACCAAUUUUGUGGACUUCAAUGCAAUGCCUCCGCCGACCAAACAGAGCCUUAUGACUAGGUUUGACGCCUGUGCCAUCCCUGGCAUGUCUGUACCCUCCGAUGAGACGCCUCCACAAUGUAUUCUUGACAGUGGCUUUGAGGAGAUUCAAGGACUCAACUCUCUGUCCAAAUAAGCGUAUUGUUCACUCAUUUAUUGAUUACUAUUAGAAGUGUUGCAAUAGGUUUCAAUUAAUUAUGUAUUUAACGGCUCAACGAUUUUAAAAUCUAUUCAUUUAUUUCUAAGCAAUUUCUAUAUAUUUAAACACUCGAAGCAUA